Molecule: messenger RNA, 1911 nt
Organism: Naegleria fowleri
Lineage: Eukaryota; Heterolobosea; Eutetramitea; Acrasida; Naegleriidae
Exons: 1
Coding region: 1-1911 (636 amino acids)
Biological process (GO): intracellular signal transduction
Source: RefSeq, a predicted model, not a curated record
AUGGCGACCACACUCACGCGAACCAUCUCUCAGAAGCGAAUCACUUCCGUCACGGCUUCCGCGUUCAACACUUCAUGCUCUGAUCCCGACGACCAACGAUUGAAAUCACCCAGAUUAUCCACAAUCACAACAACCAUGUCGUCGUCAACGCCAACCACACUUGUUGAUCCAGCCUCUGACUCAGUGGUCAGUGGUGAUCACAAUCUCACAUCUUUAUCAAUCAAAUACCAUGCUGAUCUAGAUCGAUUUUACGAAGAUUUUCGUUGCUUUUUAAUGGGUGAUGAUGAAGAUGGAUUGUUUUCAUCAUCCAACAAUUCUCCCAAAUCUAGUCGUGACACUGCUGGGAUGUCACCUCUUUCUCCAAGAAGGUCCAUUUCAUCGUCAGCAAACACAAUUCUAAAGAAGAAGAAGAAACAACUGGUUGAUUUUACAGAGAUUUGCAUUAGAAAGAGAAAUAUUUCUUCAGAGUUUUUAAUUGAUCUUGCAGUUAAGUUUCAUCAACAGAUCAUACCAAAAGACAACCGACACUUGCUCAAGUCUUUCAAAGACAGUUUUACGGGUCGUGAAGCUGUCACACUCGUGUGUCAAUUGAUAAAUGCCGAACGAAUAGUGAAUUCUCAUGAAGCUCUUCAAGGAAUUUCUUCUCAAGAAGAAGUCAGACUCCUCUCACAGUCUCUUUGUCACUUGAUGCUUCACUUUAGAUUUAUCUUUCACAUGACACACAAAAAACACUUCAAAGACUCUGGCUACUCUUUCUAUGGAUUAUGCAAGAAUUUAAAGAAAGCUCAAACAGAUUUUGUUUCCAAUUUUUCAAUCUCUCCAAAAAAGAACACAUCAAACGAGCAACAAGCAACAAGCAUUUCUUCCACUGCCACAUCUAUUGCUCCACUGACAAAGAGAAAAUCCUUUUGUUUAGGACUCACUCUCAACUUGAAGAAAUUGCAAGAGAACACGAAAGAAAGCAACACCAGCACAGUGGACAGUGACGAUGAAGAUUGUUGCGGCGGUGUCAUUGAUACUUCAAACGUUCAACCAUUCGUACAUUCAAAAAACACUUCUUUGACUCAUUCCAAUCGAUCAUCAGUGAGCUCUUCCACAGACACACCAAAAACACCCACAGGAAGUUUCUCUUCGAAGAAAAACAAACGAAACACUCUAAUGAUCCCCAAGUUAAAUUUGAAUCAUAUUCUUCACUUGAAUCACAACAACAACAACAACCAUGAUCCAACAUGUGACGAUCCCAAGUCUGAAGUGAUUGAAAUUAGUAAGCCAUUUGACUUGGAAUUUUCAAUUUUGCAGAGGAAAGAAAACAUUCCAGCAUCAUCUAACUCCACUACUGAUUCUUCCGAUGAGGAAAAUCACAAUGAUGAUCAUUCCUGUACGAAAGGAAUCAGCACCACCAAGAGGCCAUCACCUCAAAAAACCAGUUCUGCUGACAUGACAGCAGUGCCCUUAAAUACAAGGUCACGAAGAUCAUCACUUUCACAACUAUUAAGUGACAAUUAUAUGAGAGAACAAUUUAAAUUGUACUCACGAGAUGAACUCUCUUCAGAGAAUGUUAUUUUCUACGAAGAAGUUCUUAAAUUUUUGAAUUCGCUCUUUCUUUCUGAGGAAGAGCAACGAAAAGUUGCAGUGAAUCUUUAUGAAUUGUUUAUUCCAGCAACAUCAUUGUAUCAGUUGAAUCUUCCAAGCAAACUGAUAUUGAAAUUUAAUAAGGAAUAUGAAACUAACUUUGCUAACACUGCGAAUGUGGUGUUACUUUUCAAAGAGGCAUUAACUGAAACAGAACAUUCCAUGCAUGACACAUACAAGAGAUUUCAAUUCACAAAGGAAUAUCAACAAUACAAAUUGAGAAAGCUUUUACAUGAAAAGGAUGAAAGAAGUGAUGGUUUCAACACUUCAAGAUAUUAA